This is a messenger RNA of Orussus abietinus, 1803 nucleotides long. Its product is annotated as SAP domain-containing ribonucleoprotein. Lineage: Eukaryota; Metazoa; Arthropoda; Insecta; Hymenoptera; Orussidae. Bases 453 to 1187 code for a protein of 244 amino acids. Gene Ontology annotation, biological process: poly(A)+ mRNA export from nucleus. Gene Ontology annotation, cellular component: nucleus. The transcript has 7 exons. The record is from RefSeq and is a predicted model, not a curated record.
AUCUUCCAACUCAUCUCUGAUUGGAACUGACCACACAACAGAGUCUAUAAAAUGGUGACUUUCGUCGCAUGUUUUGCUAUCCCUCACCACCAUGGACGUAAGAAUAUAUACGUCCAUGCUCACCAACCACACAUUCCCUCUAUUUAAUGUAAUCUCGAUGGUUUAGGUAGUUAAAACCACUAGAUUUAUUUACAGGCGUGCCCGAGGGCCCGAGCAGAUCCGGCACCAAUAAUAAUUCACAUUUCACGAAGGUUUUGAACUGUGAAAAGGAACCUUUACGUUUUAUUCAUAUAUAUUCAUCUUUACACUCUCAGAGUAGUUAAGCAAAGUGUCGCAAGUGUGUGAUCGAUCGGUUGUACCUUGAAGGUCCGUUGAUUACGAUAAAGCGAUAUAUUUCAUUGGGGAAAUAUUAUAAAAUACAAAAUAAAGAGACACCUAAUUAAAUAUACAUCAUGGCUGAUUCUUCGUACGAAAAAGGACUCACGGAACUUGCAAAAAUGAAGGUGGCUGAUUUGAAAUUGGAAUUGAAACACCGAGGAUUACCUACAACUGGAAAUAAAAAUGAGCUUGUAGAAAGGCUUCAGCUAGCUAUACAGGGUGAUACAACUUUAUCAUUAGACGAAACUACGGAAGAGAUAUUGGACGAAGAUGCUGUACUUGGUGAUGAAGAAAUAGAAGAGCUGACAAGUAAACCAGAUUCUCAAGAUACUAAUACAGAGGAGAAACCAUCUACGGACGUAACGAGUCCAAAAAAAAUAAUUCUAAACCGAAAAUCAACCAUUGAAGAAGUGCAACUGACUGAAAAAACUGAAGAAGCACACUCUAACAAAUCAAAUGAUGCUCCAACUGAAAAGAAAGUUAUUAAGCUAUCAGAAGUUGGUAUUAAAGAGAGACUAGAAAUGAGAGCAAAGAAAUUUGGAAUGCCUCUUUCCGAAUCUGCCAAAAAAGAAGUACGAUCUGCUAGGUUUAAUACAAUCAAUCAAAACAAAUCAUCAGCUUCUAUAAAGACCCCGGUUAAUACAACUUAUGAUGUACUCAAAAAACGGGCAGAAAGAUUUGGAACGUCAGUUUCCUCAAUAAUGGAAAAGGCUGAAUUAGAAUCUAGAAUAGCAAAACGAAAAGCAAGAUUUGGAGAAGUGAAGCCUAUCGAGAAAGUACAUCCCAAUAAAGUGAGGAUAGUUAAAUGAUAUUCAGUUUUCUAUGCCAAGAGAGUGGUGUGAGCUGCAGAUGUUCCAAGCCUUUUCUCAAUAAAGCGAGUGUUUUUUAUUAAUACACUUCUUUGACCAACAUGAAAUUGACAACGAUGUAUUUAAAAUUUAAUCCAUUUAAAAUUGGACUCAAAUAAUCUCUGAGCCAUAAAUAUUAGUAAUAUUUAAUUGAAAUGUUCAAAAGAUAAAUAAUUCGCUAUGGUAUAUUGAGUCCACAGCAAAUGUAAGAAUCAUUACUUUACAUGGCUUAACGUUUCAACGUGAGCUUUUAGUUAUGAUGUAUUCUAUCAUAGGAUAUUUUUUCUCUUUAAUUUGUAUAAGAAAAGGUUUGAUAUGUUUAAACAAAAGGUGUUACCAAUUGUGUAUUAUUCUAAAAUUACCAUAAGUAAUUUUUCGGUAUCUAGACUUGCAUUAAUUUCUGACUACGGAAUCUUGACUCAUCAUGUUUUAUAAUUACGAUUUCAUUUGUUCAAGUUUGAUCACGUAAGCAUCUACUUUUUAUUGUAUUACUAUAAAACAUUCUUUAUAAAUAUAUGCCCUUGAUAUAAAACGAAUGAUACACAUUGAAGUUAUUAAAGCAAAUUAAACCACUUAA